AUGUGCGGUAUCAUUGCUGUGAUCCACGGCGAUCCCAAGUCGCAAUCGGCUUCGGUCGAGGUGCACGAUGCCCUCUACCUCCUCCAACAUCGCGGCCAGGAUGCUGCCGGAAUAGUCAGUUGCAGUGCUGGUGGUCGCUUCCACCAGUGCAAGGGUAACGGUAUGGCGUCGCGCGUCUUCCAGGACGGCGCACGCGUGUCCGACCUCCCCGGCUUCAUGGGCCUCGGGCACCUGCGAUACCCUACCGCUGGCAGCAGCGCGAACGCUGAGGCUCAGCCCUUCUACGUCAACAGCCCCUACGGUAUCUGCAUGACUCACAAUGGCAACCUCAUCAACGCGCCGGCACUACGCCAGCGACUCGAUCACGAGGCCCACAGGCACAUCAACACCGAGAGCGACAGUGAGCUCAUGCUCAACAUCUUCGCCGACGAGCUCAACGAGACGGGCAAGGCGCGUAUUAACGCCGACGACUGCUUUGCGGCGCUGGAGAGGAUGUACAAGCUUUGCACUGGUGGAUGGGCCUGCACGGCCAUGCUUGCGGGAUUCGGCCUCAUCGGUUUCCGCGACCCGUACGGUAUUCGUCCCAUGGUGCUCGGCUCCCGCAAGUCGCAGGACGGCAAGAGCAUGGAUUACAUGAUGGCCUCAGAGAGCGUUGCGCUGGUCCAGUGCGGCUACAAGGACUUCUUCGAUAUCCUCCCCGGCCAAGCUGUCAUCAUCGAGAAGGGCAAGGAGCCCGUCUUCAGGCAAGUCGCCAAGCAAGAAGCGUAUACCCCGGAUAUCUUCGAAUACGUCUACUUCGCGCGACCUGACUCUGUCAUUGACGGCAUCGACGUGGAUGAGAGCCGACGUAACAUGGGCUUCACUCUCGCCGAGACCAUCAAGAAGCAGCUUGGUCCCAAGACCAUGGCUGAGAUCGACGUGGUUAUGCCGAUUCCUGAGACUUCGAUUACUUCUGCGUUAUGCGUUGCUGAGGCUCUCGAAAAGCCAUACGUACAAGGUUUCGUCAAGAACCGCUACAUCUUCCGCACAUUCAUCAUGCCAUCGCAACAACUACGACAGAAGGGCGUCCGGGCCAAGCUGAAUCCUAUGAAGAAGAAGUUUGAAGGCAAGAACGUGCUGCUGGUUGAUGACUCCAUCGUUCGGGGUACUACGUCGCGUGAGAUUGUCCUGAUGGCGCGGGAAGCGGGUGCCAAGAAGGUCUACUUUACCUCGUGUGCACCGCCAAUCACCAAUGCCCACAUCUACGGUAUUGAUCUGGCCUCUUCCUCGGAGCUGAUCGCUCACCACCGCGACUCAGCAGCCAUUGCUAAGCACAUCGGCGCGGACGAUGUCGUAUACCAGAAUCUUGAGGAUCUACAGAGCGCUUGCGCACGUCUCUCCCCGCGAGAUCCCGCAACACAAAAGUUCGAAGUCGGUGUCUUCUGCGGCAAAUAUGUCACCCCGGUCGACGCUGGCUAUUUCGAGCAUCUCGAGAGAAUCCGCGGAGAGAGCCGCAAACAAAAGGUCAUGGAGAAGGCACGAGAGGCUGUCGUACAUGGUACGGCCAAUCCUCAACAGGUGCGCAUGGCUGCCAAGGGCGUUGAGGUUGACCAACAUGGCAACGUCAUCCCAUCGGAUGGCAAUGGGCAACCCGAUUGGCACCCGGCCAACGGUGUCAGCCAGACGUCCGCGAGUGAUGCGCUCGCUAACGGUAACGGGGAAGAGCGACGCGUUACCAGCAGCCAGGACAUCAGCUUACACAACAUGCACGAUUACAACUGA
This is a messenger RNA of Alternaria conjuncta, 1761 nucleotides long. RefSeq lists its product as uncharacterized. Gene Ontology annotation, biological process: purine nucleotide biosynthetic process; purine nucleobase biosynthetic process. The record is from RefSeq and is a predicted model, not a curated record. Gene Ontology annotation, cellular component: cytoplasm. Gene Ontology annotation, molecular function: amidophosphoribosyltransferase activity. Bases 1 to 1761 code for a protein of 586 amino acids. The transcript is spliced from 3 exons. NCBI's taxonomy places the organism in Eukaryota, Fungi, Ascomycota, Dothideomycetes, Pleosporales, Pleosporaceae.